AUGUCCACUCUGGAUCAACUUAACAGUGUGCAUGGCUUACCUGACUCCGUUCCAAGGUAUACCUACCAAGGACUGAGAUACUUCAAUAGAAUCCUCGACUUCGAAAUUGAACGGCUUGGUCUAGUAAGUGGCGGCGAACCCAAGAAGGACGCAGAAGGAAAUCCUCUGGACACCCCGGUAAAGUUUCGAAAGGACUUCGAAAAGACCAAAGGCAGGGUGUGGACCGACUAUAUCAUCUUCUCCAUCGAUUAUGACACCUUCUAUCGCGACUUCGAUUACGAAGCUGACCCAGUUUACCAUACCCGUUUCACAUUCCUCCCAGAAAUAAACGCCUUGGUUGUUCAGUUGAACGGUUACCCCGAAUUCUCUCAGAUAGUCUCCAUGCUCCCCUGCUACAUCAGCAAUGCAUUAGAUCCAAUGGAUCAACUUAAAACUAGAAGAGGCAUUGGCUGCGUUGGUGGCACGACCUGGAGGAUGGGAAAUGGCGGUAUAAAAGAAGCCAGUUCAUCAUGGCUCAGAUACUCUCCCCCAAGAACUCAACUGCCAGACAGGGUCCUUGAGGUCAGUGUCUCUGGUAAAUACACGAAACUUCUUCGUGAUGUUGAUCAAUGGCUUGACCCUGCAAAUGGAAAUGUCAACAUUGCUUUAAUAGCGCUUGUGGAUCAUUUGAAGCCUUUCAUCGCUCUUGAACGUUGGGAAUAUGACCAUCAAAAUGCCCGACCACGGAAAAUGCAGCGCAUCGAGAUUAAGAAAUCCGAAUCUAGUGAUGAAUUCAGUGGCGAAUCCAGCAACGAAUAUGACAAGUCUUUGGAGGCAAUCGAAGUUUCUGGAAGUCCUCUUAUACUCCCUUUCAAUAUUCUCUUUGGGCGUGAUCAGAUCCAAACGAGCCAAAUGAAACCGAUUCGAAGAUACCAGAAAAAAGCCUAA
This is a messenger RNA of Penicillium malachiteum, 927 nucleotides long. RefSeq lists its product as uncharacterized. The record is from RefSeq and is a predicted model, not a curated record. NCBI's taxonomy places the organism in Eukaryota, Fungi, Ascomycota, Eurotiomycetes, Eurotiales, Aspergillaceae. The transcript has a single exon. The coding region runs from base 1 to 927 and encodes 308 amino acids.